Molecule: messenger RNA, 4746 nt
Organism: Astyanax mexicanus (Mexican tetra)
Lineage: Eukaryota; Metazoa; Chordata; Actinopteri; Characiformes; Acestrorhamphidae
Gene: adam8b
Product: ADAM metallopeptidase domain 8b
Exons: 21
Coding region: 251-2554 (767 amino acids)
Biological process (GO): regulation of cell-cell adhesion; positive regulation of membrane protein ectodomain proteolysis; positive regulation of cellular extravasation
Molecular function (GO): cell adhesion molecule binding; metalloendopeptidase activity
Source: RefSeq, a predicted model, not a curated record
UGUUUAAAGCUGAGUCUCCCCCUGUUACUCAGCAGUAAUGAGCUCAGUGCUGUAUCUGCUCUGUAGGGAUCGCGUUUCCUUUACUUCAGUCUUUUGAGUCACAGGAGUGACGUAAUUUACGGGAUGUCAAACCCGUCCAAGCCCCGCCUGUUUUGUGUUAGGGGGGCGGGGCUCUGCGGCUCCUUUUCUUGUUCAUGUCGGUCUUUCUGUUUUUAUAACAUGUGAAGAGGGAUUACUGUGAGGACACGCCAUGCAGUUUAUUACUGUUAUUACUGCUCUUAUCCUCUCCUCUCUGCCUGACUGGGGAUGCUUCUCUGAGACUGUCCGUACACUGAGCCAUGUGGAGAGAUACAAUGUAAUAAGACUUCAGAAACUGAGCAGCCGGAGCCGGAGGAGCAUCUCUAACCAGGAACCAGAGCAGUAUCCUGAGAAUCUUCGCUAUCAGUUGUUCAUGGAUGGAAAUAGUCACACAAUUAAUUUGGAGAAAAACAGACUGCUGGUUGGACAUAAUUACACUGAAAUAUUUUAUAAAGAGGAUGGAUCAACUGUGAACACGUUUCCCAGUCUUGAGGAUCACUGUUAUUAUCACGGCCAUAUUGAGGGUAUGGAGGACUCGUCAGUUAGUGUUGGAAUCUGCUCUGGAAUGAGAGGUUUUGUUCGGGCUGAGCAGCAGUUGUACCUGAUUGAGCCCUUGAGUGACAGCACUGAGGGAGACCAUGCCCUCUAUAAGCAAGAAGAUCUGAGGAGGAAUAAGAGAGGGACAAAUAACACUGUUUACGACCAUGAACCCAGAUUGGCAGCCCUUUUCAAACGCAGUAGCAGGAAAGGCAGUUCUGCAUUUCGUACAAGGAGAUAUGUGGAGUUGUUCCUUGUCGUGGACAAUGCUGAGUACAAAAACUUUGACUCAAACGCUGGUAGAGUUCGAGCGAGGAUGCUGGAAGUCAUGAAUCAUGUUGAUAAGCUGUAUCGUCCACAUAAUAUUCGAGUGAUGCUGGUGGGGUUGGAAGUGUGGACAGCAGGAGAUCAGUUUUUGGUCAGUGUGAGUUCUGAUGACACUCUUACCAGGUUUAUUGAGUGGCGCAAGGACAACCUGUUGAAAAGAGUCAAGCAUGAUAAUGCGCAGUUUGUGACUGGAAUAGACUUUUUGGGUGAAACUGUGGGACUAGCAAACAAGUAUGCUAUGUGUGCUGUAGGCUCUGGAGGCGUUAAUCAGGAUCAUAACUCAGAUCCUGUGGGCUUGGCCGCCACCAUUGCACACGAGAUGGGACACAACAUGGGCAUGUCCCAUGAUGGGUCACACUGCAGCUGUGGUCUGUUCAACCUUGACUGCAUCAUGACGGAACGCGUGGGCAACAGAAACUUUCCGCAGGUCUUCAGUGACUGCAGCCUGGAUGAACUGAGUGUGUUUCUGGAGAAUGCCAACCCGAGCUGCCUGCUGGAUCCCCCCCGCUCAGACAGGCUGUACCAGGGCUCUGUCUGCGGCAAUGCUUUCCUGGACCCUGGAGAGGAGUGUGACUGUGGAAGUGUGGAGGAGUGUGAGAACCCAUGCUGUAACCCCAGAACCUGCACAUUUUCGGAGGGUUCUCAGUGUGCGGAGGGAGACUGCUGUGAGAACUGCCAGAUAAAACAGGCUGGCAGUGUGUGCAGGGCCUCAGCGAGUGACUGUGAUCUGGAGGAGUACUGCACUGGACUGUCAGAGAAGUGUCCUGAAGAUGACUUUAAAAUGAACGGUAUCCCCUGUGGCUUUGGUAGCAGUUACUGCUAUAAUGGCCAAUGCCCAACUCAUCUCCAGCACUGUCAGAGGCUGUGGGGAAAAGACGCUAAAGUGGCUUCAGACACUUGCUUCUUCAAGAACACCUUUGGGCACAGUGAUUCUCACUGUGGAAGGACUAAAGAUGGCUUUAAACCCUGUGAAGUAGAAGAUAUGCACUGUGGAAGUAUAUUUUGCGUUGGAGGAAAUACGCUCCCUGUCACCGGGCUGAAAGCUACUCUGCAGAUUAAAGAUAAGAUCUGUAACAUAGUCGGCGAGCGGUUCGAGGAAGAUGAACUGAGCAUGGUGCCGACGGGAACCAAAUGUGGGCAUAAUAAAGUGUGUUUUGCUAAUGUGUGCCAAGAUUUGAAAGUGUACGAUAUGAGAGACGACUGCUCGUCAAAGUGCAGCGGCCGCGGGGUUUGUGAUCACAGGAAACAGUGCCACUGUGAUUCUGGUUGGGCUCCACCGUACUGUGAUAUCAAAUACACUGACCUGCCUUCUGGAAAAGAGGCAAUCAUCGGCGUCUCAGCAGCGGUGGGAGUGCUGCUGCUGCUGCUGGCUGCAGGUUUUGGAGGUUGGAUUUAUCAUAAAAGGAAAACGAACACCAGAUCUAGUCAGAACAUUAAUGAAGAGCAGUUGAAUCCUGGUUAUAGAAAACGGCCUCAGAUCAGCCAACCUACUUUCAUCGAGUCAACUGCAACUCAGGCAUGCACCCCCCUUACAGUCCUAAUUGCCCCCACACAGACUGCAGAGGAUGAAGUGAAAAUUGCACGUAGGCCUCCAACCAUACCAAGAAGAUGACUAGUGGAGGAAUCAUCAUGUAAAUCAACAAUAGACUGCUCAGUCUCUACCUGACAGCACUGUGGAGGAUAGCUUGAGUGACACACAGGAUCUGGGUCUGUGUGCUUUUGUUUUAAUUCCGAGAGCAGGAUCACGUUGGAACCUGCUUAGAAUAUGUGUGGUGCACUCAGCUAGACUUGAAUGUAUAAGAAAAAGUUUUAGACUACAGAUUUAUAGACAGGCAACCACUUUAAAGACCAAACCUGCAUUUUUGUUGGGUUUUUGUUUGUUUUGAUCCACACUGUCUUAAUGUAAAGCACUAAAUGUACUGUAUAUUAUUAUUUAUUAUUAUUUUAUAUUCAUUGGCACUUUUGUAUUAUGUGUAUAUUUAAAAACUGUGAAUAAAACUUUUGGUUUUUACUUUUGACUUUUAUGAGGCGAAAUACACUGCCUGGCCAAAAAAAAAAAAAGUCGUCACCUGGAUUUAACUAAGAAAAUGAUCUGGGGUUGCUGCAUUUGGUCAGGUCUGGGUUUAUUAACAGUAUGUGCUGAAAGAAUGAGGUCAGCUGACUACCUGAAUAUACUGAAUGGCCAGGUUAUUCAAUCAAUGGACUUUUUCUAUCCUGAUGACACAGACAUAUUCCAAGGAUUAAUGGGGCUGGAAGUGUGACAGAGUGAUUCAGGGAGCAUGAGAUCAUCAUGUUCACACAUGGAUUGAGAGUUCACCACAAAGUCCAGACCUUAAUCUUAUUGAGAAACUUUGGGAUGUGCUAGAUGGAGAAGACUUUGUGCAGUGGUCAGACUCUACCAUCAUCAAUGCUGCAAGAUCUUGGUGAAAAAUGUAUGCAACACAGGAUUGAAAUAAAUCUUGUCACAUUGCAUAAGCUUAUCAAAACAAUGACACAAUGAAUCUGUGCCACAAUCAAAGCUAAAGGUGGUCCAACGAAAUAUUAGAGUGUGUGACCUUUUUUUGGUCAGUCAGUUUAUUUGAUGUGACAGCAAACAAGGGAAAGAAAAACACUAGAGAGUGUUUCCUGUCCUGCCCCACACUGAGGACAUUGAACCUACACAGAUCACAAGCCAAGUUUAGAACUUUUGCAGCAGCAACAUAUAUUACCUAGUUAAGGUUAUUUAUUUGCAUUUCAUUCCAUCUCUGGUCCUGAAGGUUUUUCGGAAGGAUGUCAAGACUGCAGUACAUCCAUGUUUUUCUGCAAUUGUGUUGUAUACCUGGCAACCUGAGGUGUGGAAUAGGACUGGGCAAUGGACAGAGGGCAAUUCACAGACAAUUAAAAGAAAAGAGCAUACUACCUCUAGCACUGCUGUCAAGAGAUGCCAGUGAUGAAACAUAGUAUGUGAAGACAUAUCCUGAUGUUAUAUUACAGAAAAUAUAACACACAUUAUUUUUUUAAAUAUUUCUAUUGCUUCUUUUACACACAGUAACCCAGAACCUUUCUCAGACAUUACCUGGAGGAAAUAUAAUUGUGAAUGCAAAAGUAAUUAUAUCAACUGCACCAGAUUCCCGAACUAUGAAUAAAUACCAAAGUCUGGGUAAUGUCUGAAUGAGCACAUGUGUAAAUAGAGCAGAUUGUUUCUCAGAGAAUUUAAAGUGCGUCAUGCCACGGAUCCUGCAUGCUCCACACAGGCCAGCCUCUUAAGCCUUCUUACACAAGUCUUAAACAAUGUGAAACAUUUCCUGCAUUGAGAAUGUAUCUAACACAGAAAAUAUCCAGCUGUUUACUACAUGUGUAAACAGGCUACUGCAGAAAAUGUACUAGCCUCAUUCUACAGACAGAGCUCUGGAGACCACUUCAGUUUCAGUUUAGUAUGUAGUACAUUUAUAUAUAAUAUUCAGAAUACCUUCUUUUAACAUGUUUUAGUCUUUAACUUCCUAAGUCUUAAGAAAUGUUUACUUAUCUUCUAUGCACAUGCUUGUGAAAUGCUUGUAAUUUGAGGUCAGGAUCAGUUGUUAGUAUGCUGCUGCUUCUGCUUUUUUCUUAUUCCUGAUGAAUUAGAGCAUAAAUGUUCUACUGCAUAACUGCAGACUUAAGACUAAGAAUUUAUACAGCAAUUAGCCAUAACAUUAAUACGAUUCGCAGUUGAGGUGAAGAACACUGAUUUUCUGCUUCCAGAAAGCAGUUUUAACUAAAUUAAUUAAAGCUAAGCAAAAUAAACAAAACUGUAAUUCUUAAAAAAUAAUAAUAUAUUCAAACGAG